Messenger RNA from Canariomyces notabilis, 1689 nucleotides. RefSeq lists its product as uncharacterized. The transcript has a single exon. Gene Ontology annotation, biological process: phosphatidylcholine biosynthetic process. The coding region runs from base 1 to 1689 and encodes 562 amino acids. The record is from RefSeq and is a predicted model, not a curated record. Lineage: Eukaryota; Fungi; Ascomycota; Sordariomycetes; Sordariales; Chaetomiaceae.
AUGGCAGAGCCUGGGAGCAGCAGUCUCCCCAUACCUAUCCCUAAUAACAACAACAAGUGGGAAGUGGCAUCUACCGAUAGCGAAGCGAUUCCGACGCCAGACAUCAGCGGGACGCCGCCCAACGACAUCAGAACCCCUGACGAGCAUACCAUCGAUACACCCACGCUCGGCCCUACGGCACCCACAAGCCCCCGGCACCACUCGCGGAACCCAUCAUUCUCGGGAAGCUCCUCGUACCAAGAGGACUGGGAUGCGUUCCCGCCCCUAGACCGCCUGACGGUGCUCGAUAUCCUCGAAAACUUUGCCCUCCCGCAACAGCUCGAGAAGCUCCAACGAGGAUUUUCAGCCCAGACGGAGAAGGUGCGCAAGUCGCGCGAGGCCCUCGGGAAUCGGAGCCGCAUGGCCCGCGAGCGCAUGGUGGACGAGUGGCGGCGCCGGGUGCCUUCGGCCGACGAGCAACUGGAGCGAUACCGCAAGCGCAUGCGCGCGAGCGUCGAGAAGCUCGGCAAGCGCUGGAACGACACCAAGGCCAUUACGCUGCGCGAGAAGAUCUCCUUCAUCUGCGGCGUCAUGAACAUCUUUGUGAGCGGCUACCUCAUCGGCGGCUUCCCUGAGUGGUUCCAUCUGUGGUACACAGCCCAAGUCCUCUACUUCAUGCCGAUCCGCUUCUACACGUACCACAGGCGAGGAUACCACUACUUCCUCGCCGACUUGUGCUACUUUGUCAACUUCCUCCUCAUGCUCAGUAUCUGGGUCUUUCCCAACUCGAAACGUCUCUUCACGGCCGUCUACUGCCUUGCCUAUGGCAACAACGCCGUUGCCAUCAUCAUGUGGCGCAACUCGUUGGUAUUCCACAGCUUCGACAAGGUUACCUCUCUCUUCAUCCACAUCAUGCCCUGCGCAACGCUGCACUGCAUCGUCCACCUCCUCGACCCUAAUCUCCAGCGAGACCGCUUUCCCGCCAUCUGGACCAUCAAGACGUCGCCGCCUGGCUCCCCAACCGCCUAUGCCAACGUCAUGUCCAUGCUCGCCUGGUCCACCAUCCCCUACGCUUUCUGGCAGCUAUCCUACUAUUUCUUCAUCACCGUCCGCCGGCGCGAGAAGAUUGCCGCCGGGCGCCCGACGAGCUUCACCUGGCUUCGCAGGUCGUACAGCAAAGUCUGGAUCGGCAAGCUCGUCCUCUCCCUGCCCAACGCCCUGCAGGAGCCCGCCUUCAUGCUGAUCCAGUACAUUUACGCCGUGCUGACCAUGCUUCCCUGCCCGCUGUGGUUCUACUCGCGCUGGGCAUCGGCCACGUUCCUGAUGGUCGUCUUCGCCUGGUCCGUCUACAACGGGAGUACCUACUACAUUGACGUUUUUGGCAAGCGGUUCCAGAAGGAGCUUGAGGCGAUGAAGGCCGAGGUGGCCAAGUGGCAAAACAGCCCCGACGUUGCCGGGGUGUUGAGCCCCACGUUACAGCCGGCCGAGGGUGCUGGUGCUGGUGGUGCUGCUGCUCCUAUUGUUGAUACGAUUACCGGCAAGGCAUUGGAUGAUAAUGCCCCCGGGGGUGUGGCGGGCGGGCUGGAUAAUAUUCCGCUUCUGAACGAUGAGAGGCCUGCCGCCGUGAUUGCCACGGGGGCGGAUACGGAUGGAGGCGCGAAGGAUGUUGCGAGGGAGCGCAAGGUUGGCGGAGAGCUGGAGAAGUCAUGA